Drosophila rhopaloa is the source of this 10229-nucleotide messenger RNA. It is a transcript of the gene IA-2, whose product is annotated as receptor-type tyrosine-protein phosphatase N2. Gene Ontology annotation, biological process: protein dephosphorylation. Gene Ontology annotation, cellular component: secretory granule. Lineage: Eukaryota; Metazoa; Arthropoda; Insecta; Diptera; Drosophilidae. Gene Ontology annotation, molecular function: protein tyrosine phosphatase activity. The record is from RefSeq and is a predicted model, not a curated record.
GGAGCGGAGCGCAGCGAACGCUGGCCAAGUGUUGAGCGGUUAAAUAAGAAAAGUGCCCGCCUACAACAAGUAGGCGGUUGAGUCCCAGCCAGUGUUCUGCGCCAGCUACUUCAUCGCCCGAGGACCGAGUGCCAAUGCCAUUGCCACAGCCAGUGCCCCAAAGUCGAAGACGAAGUAGAGUCCUGCAGCUGCUCCUGCCGUCGUUUUGUCGUCCUGGUCUGGGUGCGAUAAGCGUGUAAGCCUAACAUAUGGCACCCAGCGUCGAUGCCAGCCGUCGGCACUUCUUGCGGUGUGCCGAUUAUCAUGGCAAGCAAUGUACAACAACGGCAGCAAGAUCCAUGCACCACAACUGAAGAGCCCAAGCACCAGCGAGCACGACGAGCAGCCAAGGGCCAGGAGUCAGCGGCGGGAGCAUGCCAGCAGUCCUGGUCUAGUCAGCGACCUCCAUUCAGUCACCAGCAGCAGGAGAAGCGGGAUCGGGAUCGGGAUCGGGAUCAGGGGGAUCGGGACCGGGAGCAGCAGGAGCAGGUGCGGCAGCAGCACCAGAGACAUCCGCGCCAGCACGAGCUACUGCAUCACCAGCGGUUGAGGUUGCCGCCCACGCUGCCCGCCCGCGGUCGCCUUCUGAUCAGCGAGGGCGCUCGACGGCGCGAGGUGCGCGGCUGCGGGGCGGGGGGCGGCGGACUACUCUGCUGCAGCCUGGACGCCCUGAGUCGUCCUGCCAAGCUACUGCAAUUCGGAGUCCUCCUGCUGAUCCUGCUGCUCGCCACGCAUGGAGAUCUUGUGCAAGCGGAGGGCAAUGUUGGCUGCCAGUUUGUUAGGACGCUAUGCAUACCGCACUCCGAGGUCUGCUACGAUGACAACAUAUUCGGCAAGUGCAUUCCAACCACCGGUGUCGACGUUGAGGACAUUGAGAAGACACCACUCAGCGAGGAGCAGUCCCGUGUGCUGGCCACCAUGCUGGAGGAACUCCAGGGCGCCGGCUUAGGAUGGGAUCAUCCGUACGUGCAGUGCCGUAUCCAGGGAUCGCUCUUCUCGCUGCAGCGGCAACAGCAGCUGCCCCAUCUCUGCGCGAAUCUGGCGCCGGCUCCUCCAGAAUUCGGGGAUCCGGCCAGUGCGAUGGCCUAUGUGCGCUUUACGCCGCCGGAACCGGACACCGAAAUGGACUACUACGAGCAGCCGGGCGGCCAGUCGCAAGUGCGCUAUCCGAAUCUGAGGAAGAAACAGGUGCGGGAGAGCGAGGUGGAGGAUGUGUACCUCAACCGAAUGCUGCAGGAUCGCCGGAGGCUGAGGCACGAUCCCUCGGAGUUGGAGCACUUUGGCAAGCUGGACGGGCAUGUGGGUGUGCAGGUGGACACGCCGAGCAUCAUGGACACCUUCCUGGACACCGAGCGGCAGCGGAUCGAGCGGGAGCAGCAGUUGGCGGCGGCGGAGCAGGAUGCCGACCGACGGGCGGAGCAGAAUCGGCUGGAACUGUAUCAGAUUCUGGCCGCCUCCGAGCCCGAUCCGCAGCCCUAUCAGCGCAAGCCGGCGAAUGCCAUGGACCAGCUGGAGGCGAUGGUGGAGCAGCAGCAGCAGCGCGAGCUGAAGGAGCAGCAGGAGCAGCAGGCCAAGGCACCGGUCUACGUGCCGCCGGAGGAGGUGAACGAGUCGAGUGAACUCUACUUCCCGGACAACUUCGCCCCCUUCAAACGAGCAAGGGGUCGCUCAAGGGGGGGAUUGGCCCAGGAGGUGGAGGUGGACCAGGAUGAGCAGCAGCCACCCAAGCGUUCCUUCUUCCGGGAGUUGGCCGACGACCAGGGAUUGGUGCAGGAGCCAUCUCUGCACUUCAGACGCGAGGAAACCAACGAUGCAGCCACUCCAGAGUUGGCCAAGCGACGUCCUCCGGCCUUCAGGCAGCUGGAUCCCUACGAUGUGGGCCUGCAGCAGCAGGAGCUGGCCUUCGAGUCGGGUCUGCUGAGGAACUCGCUGACCCCGCUCGAGGAGGAGGCCAUGCUGGCCUCCAACAGCUUCCCGCGCCAAUCAAAAAGCCAGCGCGUUUACACCGAAGGCGGACUGCUGCUCAUGCCCCAGGAUUCCCAAAGCAACGACAACGAUCCGGGCAUGCAGGCCGAUGAGCCGGAGAAUGUGAAGCAAUCGCUGCUGGCCAACAUGCUGGGAUUCGCACGGCACGAGCGUCUGGAUGUGAAGAAACCGGGUCCUCUGCUAGGACCUCCAUCCUCGGGCUCCUCGGAGCUCAGCAAUCAGCUGGAUACGGACAAGGCACGCAAACUGGAUGCCACUGGCAACGGCAACAAGGAGGUCCUGCCCGCCCACAUCAAGGGCAGUGUCGAGGACGAGGAGGCGCACAAGAAGAAGAAGGUCAUGCAGCAGCAGCACUCGGCCGAGGAUCACGCGCCGCACACCGUUGACACUGAAUACGUGCAUGUGUUCGUGAAGAACCCAAUUGACAGUUGGAACGAUGGGCAGCGCAUAAUGAAGGAGCUGGAGCAAAUACUACACUUGCAGGGAUACUUUUCUUAUUUAACCGUUCAACAACACGAAGUCAGCUUCCGGGUGAACUCAAACAACCCCGAGCGCAAGACCGCUGGCGAUGUGGCACGCACCAUCAACGAGAACCGCGGCGUGAAGAACAACAUCCAGAGGCGCGUCGGGUUCUAUGUGCUGCACGCCGGCGUGGGCGACGUCAUCAAGGACCUGCAGGAUCCCAGCGUGUCGUCCUCGCGAAUUGAGCUGGCCGAGCAGGGUCCCGACGUGACCCACAUCAUGGCCUACAUGUUCGCCGGCGCCGGAGCGGCCGCCGUGAUCGUGAUCUUCGUCACCCUUAUCCUGAUCAAGCGGCACGACCGCAAGCGGGACAAGCUGGGCGGCCUGCAGUCGGGCAUCGCGGGCGCGGAGACCUGCAGCAAGGACUACCAGGAGCUGUGCCGCGCCAGGAUGGCCGGCAAGGGGGGCAGUGGCAGCGGCAGCGGCGGCGGUGGCAAUUCGUCGAGCGGCGCCGCCGGCGGUGGGUCAACCGAACCGGCGCAGGGUGGACGGAUCACAUCGCUGAGCAAGGAGAACGAGGGCCGCCCGCCAUCCUCGCGAUCCAGCACCUCGUCCUGGAGCGAGGAGCCCGCAUUGACGAACAUGGACAUCUCUACCGGGCACAUGGUGCUGUCUUACAUGGAGGAUCACUUGCGCAACAAGGGACGCUUGCAGCGGGAAUGGGAGGCGCUGUGCCGCUAUGAGGCGGAGCCCAGUGCUCGGGAAGCCGCCUCCCAGCCGCAAUGUGCGGGUCUGAACAGACCUGGAGCACCCUUGCCCUACGACCACUCGCGCGUGGUGCUCAACCAUCUGGCCAAUGCCGAAGGACUGGACUAUGUUAACGCCUCAACGAUUACCGAUCACGAUCCCCGAGCCCCCGCUUAUGUGGCCGCCCAGGGUCCACUACCAUCGACCUUGGCCCACUUCUGGCAGAUGAUCUGGGAGCAGGGAGCCGUGGUCAUCGUGGCCCUCUGUCGCCUGCAGGAAAAUGGCGAGGUGGCCUGUGCGCGCUACUGGCCGGAAGAAGGUGCCGAGGUCUAUCACAUCUAUGAGGUUCACCUCGUUAGUGAGCACAUAUGGUGCGACGAUUACCUCGUACGUUCUUUCUACCUGAAGAAUUUGCGCACCAGCGAAACCAGAACGGUCACCCAGUUCCACUUCCUCUCCUGGCCGCACAUGGGUGUUCCUGCCCAGGCAAAGGCUUUGCUGGACUUCAGGAGGAAGGUGAACAAAUCCUACCGGGGACGACGCUCCUGCCCCAUUGUGGUGCACGGCAGUGCCGGAGCCGGUCGGACGGGAGCCUACAUCCUGCUGGACCUGGUCCUUGAGCGGAUGAACAAGGGGGCGCGGGAGAUCGACAUCGCCGCCACUCUGGAGCACCUGCGUGACCAGCGGGCUGGUGUGGUGGCCACCCGGCAGCAGUUCGAGUUCGUGCUGAUGGCGGUGGCCGAGGAGGUGCACGCCAUCCUGAAGGCCCUGCCGGCGAACACUUCCGGCGAGAAACGGGAGCUGGACAAGGAUCCAGUAACGGGCAGUGGCACUAGUGGCACCACCAACAGCAGCAGCACCACCGCAUCCACCAAGGAGCCACCGCUGAAGGAGGACAAGGCGCAGGAGGCCGCCGAGGAGGAGGCGCCCACCAGCAGCUCCAAGGCAGCCGCCGUGGCCAAGGAGAAGGAGAAGGAGGAGAAGAAGGCGGCGAAGGAUCAGGCGAAGGAUCAGGCGAAGGAGCAGUCCAAGGGCGCAGAGCAGAAGACGCCAGCCAAGCCGGCGAAGCAGGCGAAGAAGUAAGCCAACCCAGAUCCAAAAUCGGGUUGAAGGUUAAGCCUCAGGUUAAUGAUUGUUGCAGCGUUUCGGGGGUCUUUUCUGUUCGUUAUAGUUAGCAAUUGCCUUGAGUUCGAUUUUGAUUUGGCGUGAGCACUUGGAAGGUUCGAAAAAGGCUUCACGAGGCUUGUCAGUAGACGGGUUUAUUAUCUUCGGUUCCAUCUACACCGCGCCAUCGAGCACCGGGAUCGCCGGGAUGCGGAGUCCUCCGGAAUCCGCCACGCUGCCCCGGUCUGCACCAGCCCGUGAGACGAGGGGUGCGUCCGGACGGAGGGAUCCUGUUCCGGCGACCAGGUGUGGUGCAAGCAACUAUAGAGACGCACGAUAUAUAUAUAGCAUAUUUGAGUGUUAAAGGAUAUACAAGAAAUAUUUACAUACAUACCUAUACUUAUAUACAUGUCUAGCUGCUAAGCAUUGGAUUCAAUUAUGAGGCAUUUUACUUACUCGUACAUUUAUCGAUAUCGAUGUUGGCAUUAAACUUUAACUCUAAUCGAUGUGCUUGAAAAACCAGCAAACGAACGACAACAAUCGCUGAACGGUAUACAUAUGCCAAGCCAGACAGAACAGCAAACAGAAUCACUAGACACUAGACAAAAGCACACUAGACACUAGCACACUAGACACUAGCACACUAGAAACUGGACACUAGACAUCGCCAGACAUCAAGAUCACCAUUCACUAUAUACACUAUAUACACUGAACCCACUCCAAGAUACAUAUACAAGAGACAGACAUAUACAAGAAAUGGAUGAAUGCAAAAUUUGUACCUAACAAAGUUCUAUUUACAACAUGGAAGGGAAAGUUUAGUGAGGAAGCAACCUAUUGAUGUGUAUGACAAUUAAUUAUACAAGGAUAUAAUCACAUUUAAAAAUAUAUUUGUAUACAAUAUAUAUAUAUAUAUUAUGCAUAUACAAUAUGGUGAAUGUCAUUAUCUAUCUAGCCAACAUACAUACUCGAUAUUCGAAGCGAGUCGAGUAUUGUUUUACCAGACCAUAUGUAUGUGUGCGAAGUCAAGAAUUUGUUCAGUUACCAAUCGCUACUUAACGUAAGCUACACUUUUUACCCUUCGCAGUUGAUUAUAUUAUAUUAUAUUAUAUUACAUUAUUAUAUAUUAUAUCAUAUUAUCCACUUAGGUAUAGUGUAAAUGUAAACUUAACUUUAAAUGUCAGAGGAACCACGCCGAAGCUCUGGUUUCUGCCGGCUAGUCUGUCUCCUGCGGUUUUAAAUUCACGAUCUACUCCUUCACCAAAAACUGAGGCAGCUAGAAGCCAAGGGGCAGGCUAGAUUACUGGGAGAAGCCAGAGCUUCGCGUGUGGUUAAAAGUAUGUGUGCCACAACAACUUAAUGAGAUCGAUCCAUCAAGAAAGGAAAAAAAAAAAUGAAAAAAAAACCCAAAAAAAAAAAGAAGGAGCAUUGCCCCAGAAGUGCAUCCUUAACCAUCUGGAACAUAAGAUCACCCAGAACACAAAUUCCCAAACAGGCACGACCGCGAACGAAUCAAAGGACAAACAGGAAACGAAUCACGCAAAUAAAUAUAUAGAUAAUCACACGGUACUAUGCCGUCGAGAGACCGCAUGACACACUAUACAAAACACCCCAGGGAACGGCAACAAAGAUACAGUGACUAGCGAUUCGCAAAACCCAAAACAAAUACCGAUUUAGGGCACCCGAUCAGAAAAAAUAUGAAAAACAAAAAAAUACAAAUGAAAUAAACUCAGAUUGAGGAGGACGUAAGUGCAAGUGCUGCAAAUUAGCAAAGAAAUAUUCAAAAAAAUUACCAAAUAAUUACUUAACAGUUUUACGUAGCAGUUGAACUUAAACAUAAUGAAAAUGAGUUAUCGUAGUUUGAAAUAUUCCAAGACGACAAAGAUAAGAUACAUUUCAGCUAAAUUUAAGCAACAAAACAAAAACAAAAAUGAAAACAAAAACAAAAACGAAAAAUUAUUAUCUCGACGCAAACUUAUAAUUUGAAAAACAUAUUCUUCGUUUGAAACAUAACUGACACUACACAACAAAUAAAAGCAAAUGAGAAAACAAUAUUACAAUAACUGUGGCAAGUCCGAACAACAACUUGGGGCUUGCGAAAAAACUAUGAGAAAAAUUUAUUAACGUGGUAGAAAAAACAAAAAUAUGAGAAUAGUUAAACAUAAUUGUUUUAGAGCAAAAUAUUUAGUAGUGAGUUUUUCGAUUGAUUUACGAGUAAUUGAAGCAACGUUUUUUCAAAGUUAAUUAAAAUACAUACAAAUACAACUACGACAAUUUCAAUUCAAAUGUUCUUCGACGAAACAAAUUAAAUAAGUGUACUAACAAGCAAACGUAAAUGUAUCGUAUUAUAGUCAAUCGCAUAUAAAGGCAAUUAUUGAUGUAUAUUUCGACAUAACCAUAAACAUAAAAGUGUUAACGAUUAACGAGGAAGAAACAACAACCAUGCGUAGAAAAUUGAAGGAACUUAAAUAUAAACUAACUUAUUAUAAACAUUUAAUGCAUAAAUGUCUAACGGACUUUUCCAUUAAAAAAUACAUAUAUAUAUAUAAUAUAUAAAAUCGUACCUAUUGCGUGUAAAAAGAACCCAAGCAAAAGGGUUAAAUACACACAAGUCAUGCAUUUCAUCAUUUCCCCCAAUCUAUUUUCAUUGAUGGUGUAACAUAGAUAUACAAAAACUUAAAAAUCAACUAAGCGAAAUCUGAAUUAUUAUUUAUAAGGCAAAGGAGGAGCAGAAAAAGAAUAAAUCGAACCGAGAAUCACACGAGGACAGAACUAAUCUGACAGAUUCCGCAGAUUGAGACAAAUGGGACCUGUUCGGCACUUGACUUUUAGCUUUCCACGGGGCAGAUCAGGUUGUUACCAAGGCACUGGGAUCAUCGUACGAGGAUGAGGAUGAGGAGGAGCAGAAGGAGCAGACGCCCAGCCAUAGACCGACGAACCCAGAACGAGGCAUACAAAAUGGUUUGAGUUCCUAAAGAAACAUAACCCCAGGACGGACCCUAUUUCCGACGACUAAACCCAGAACAGGCUGUAUAUACGCACAUCUCACUCCGGACCAACAGCUAACCCAGACUUAAACCGCAACUGAAACUGACCGAUCGGACGGAAUUUAGUCAUAGGCCUACACAAUGAGAUUCUACUCGUAAAUUAGGAGGAUCGGAGUGCGGAAACUUCAUGAACUGUUCAUCCAAAGAUAAAGGUCAAGUGAUUGGGACGGGAUUUCCAGACAUUUGACGGACUAACACUAACCAACUUAUCAGACAGGCAACCAAACUUGAACUCUCAAUGUUACUGGUUUUUUUUUCUGAAGGAUUGAGUUUGGUAACCGCGGAUGAUAAUAUACAAAUACAAAUAAAUACAGAAACACAAUACAGGCACCAAAAAUGUGGGAAAUAUUUGAAGCAUUGAUCAGCAUGCAUACUAAGAUGCAAUUAUUGCUGUCUAAAUCAAUUAAUUAACGGGUAAGCAAAUUAACAAAGAAAAAUUACAAAUAAUUCGAGCAGGCUUUCAUACAUUUUUGGAAAACCAAAAUGAAGAUUCUGAUUAAGUGAGGCAUCUAGCAGAUAAGAGAAACAUUUAACAAUAUCGAUGUGUAUACAAUAUGCUACAUACAAGAAUAUAUAUCCAUUUAGCCACUUGGCAAAGAUUUGUGUUAUUAAGAAAAAAGAUGACGAAAAAAAACAAUGAGAAAACCCAAAAAAAAAAGGUAAAAACCAGCAAAAAAUUAUGCUGGCUGAGGCCACUAAUAUCUAAAUGUACUAAAACUGAUAAAAAGCGACAAAGUUAAAUGAUUAUUGAACAUGAGUCAAACUAAUAAUAAAAUACACCGAACACAUACACUCGAAGAAAAGAACAUGGAGCAUACCUAUUAAAGGUUUUUUGUGCAAAACUAAUUAAACUAUGCAAUUUAAGUGUUUUAAACAUACAUAUUACAUUAAACAUGCUACAAUUAUUUAUGAGAAUUACAUAGCAACAUGUAUACCUACAUAUAUAUAUAUAAAUGUUAUUAACCAAUUUGAAUUUAUGAAGAACGGAGAAGGAUAUGCAUACCUAUAUCUAAAUGUAUCGCGCCAUUGUGUAAUAUGCGCUACAAAUACAAGUUGAAAAUCACAAAACAAAACAUAUUAUAUUCUGCUGCAUGUGUAAAUUAUAUAAAUGUAAAUUAAAGAAUACCAGAAAACCCGAAAAAAUGCGAACAAUUUUCGAUGAUAAACAGCAAGCAGAAAAGAAUAAGGACGAUGACGAUGUAGAACCGGUAAUAAUUACGAUUACUAUUAUAAUACGAAUCAAAAAAUAAUAAAGAGACCCUUAAAGAAACUGAGCCUACCAACCAUAUAAACCAAGAAGGCAUUAGCCGAGCGUAGUACAAAAAGGAGUUUUGGUUUCCCCGUUCCCCAUACCCAGUGUUCACUGUCUGUGUCUAAGAUAAGAGUAACCUAAAAGCUUCGGCGCCAAAAUAGCAUAUCUGUCAAUAGAGGCCAACUUGCCCGCAAGUUGGCUCUAAACAUCACUGAAACGAAACACCAAUCACAACAACUUAACAGUCUACGAAGGUACUGUAACUAUCAAUAAUCUGUAGAGUUGCUUAUCGGAAAUAAUAUAGAUUUUAAACUAACCAUAGAACACCUAGCAUACUUAGCACACUUGCACGCUUUCCCACUCAGUCCUUUUAACACGCAUGAUUUCGACUUAAUCCACAUUUCUUUCGAUUACUUAUUAAUUUACCUAUAGAUUUUUGAAAUAGUUGCAUGGUUCCCCGCCCCUCCAAUAAUAUGAUUCAGAGACUGGCAAUCUCGUGGCCCUCUUCAAACCAAACUCAAAUGCCGUACUUCGUAAUUGUUACUUUCAGCAAAAGGUUGUUUAUAGAUUAUAGUUGAAUUGAAAGCAAAUUUGCAAAUCACCCAAAGCUUCCAAGCAGGGAUAGGGGUUAAAGCCCAGUGCACUCUUAAAUUAAAUUAACACGUGCAAGCGGUUUUUUCAUUACACUAUUCCAUUGUCGUUACAAAAAAGCACUAGGUAAGCAUUUUUCGAUUCGACGCUAAACAGAAGUAAGCAAAUAUUCCCUAAGAGGAAAUAGGCAAAUUUAUCGCGUUUUUUCGCACUAGUUCUUCUUUCAAGAGAAAGAGUAAGCUACUGCUAAGCUAACUGCAAUAUUUAGUAAAAUAAUCACAACACUCACAUUAAAUGUCACACUUACAGAGUAAUAUUAAACACACGAGCUUGUUUAACGACCCCAGAGACAAGAAAAAAAUAAGCUAAACAAAAGGUGCAAGCGCUUAUUCAUGCACUUGAAAACAAAUUUGGCCCUCUAAAAGGACUUGGCUCCAAGGCCAUAACAAAACAGUGUCUAUUGAAAUAAUCACAAUUUAAUCACACAAAAAAUAUACAAUAUAUCCAAAAGAUUAACAUUUAAACAUUAGAGGCAAAAUAAUAUAUUACCCCAAAAACUAAAUGCAGGCGGGUUUUUAAACUCUUUUUUUGAAUCGCAGUUUGUUGCACUGGAAUAAAUACAUUUUUCGUCUCCCCAGAGACUUGGCUUUGAAGCUAGUUAGCAAUAAUAAAACUACACUUAAAAUGUAAAUUCUUAAAUAUUUUUUCGAUCUCUCCAGAGACAAAAAUUUGACACCGUAAUGUGAAAUGAAUAGUUAAACAGUGAAAGCGGUAUUUUCUGACAGUGUGUGUCCAUCACCAUCCAAAAGCAAUGCACUGAAAGAGUUUGUUUCGUCUCAUUCAAAGGGACUUGGCCUUUAAGCUAACAAGAAUAACUAACGAAAUAACCACAAAUUAAUCACACUUAAAAUGUGCAAUAUUAUAUACAUACUCAAAUGUUUAUUCUAUGUGUGUAAAGCAAGCAUUAAAAAAUCCAAAAAAAAAUUAGAAAGAGGCAACUCAAA